This is a messenger RNA of Durusdinium trenchii, 1003 nucleotides long. The record is from the annotation of a GenBank genome assembly. Lineage: Eukaryota; Dinophyceae; Suessiales; Symbiodiniaceae.
GCCAGUAUGAUGCGUAGAGUUCGAGCCUUUGGUCGGGCUGGCACCUUGCAUUGGAUUCCUUGCACUGGAGGGUUUCCUUUCUUUGCAUCAAUGUUUCCUGUACUCCAGAGUGGGUCAGGUCGUCCAAGUGUAAAACCUGGAACCCCAAACCGGCCCAAACCCUUCUAACUUGACCUUCCUCUUGGUUCAUGUUCCAACCCGGGCCUCCCGGUUUUGGGCACAGCCCAAUGGAUCUUGCUUCAUCUCCCUCAAGCUGAAGCGCCCCGCGCAGGCUGGAAGCAGCCUGGUGAAUGGGCUCCACUUUGCUUGUGAGGCGGAUGAGCCGCGAACAGUGAUGCGAGUGAAGCAGGAAAAGCGCACCCGACCCCAUGGUGGGGGGCGACUUAGCUUCUCCAUGAACAGGAAGCCUGUCUUGGCUUACUCGAUGACGGACGAGAAGGAGACGGAGCUAGCCGGUUCGGUCCUGCGGCGCUUGCGAGUUAUGAUGGAUGAAGACCAUGUGAACAUGGUCACUUUGAGGCAGAAGUACUUCCGGCCCAAGUACCGAGUGGGCAAGUGGCAAGCAGACUACAACAUGCGUUUGUGCCGCCGGCGGAAGCUCCGGAAGCAGAAGGAGCGCUUUGAGGAAGCAUGGUCCCAGUGGUUGCGCACCACCGGACGGAGCAUCGGCCUGCUUGAGCCGAUCCCCUUCAACGGCCCCAAGCUCGGCAGCUACAUGACCGAAGAGCUGGAUAAGGCGACGGAAGUCGAAGAGACGAUGAAAGCACUUCCAACUCAGCAGGAGAUGAGAAUGAACAAGAAGUACCGAAUGAGAGGCUGGAAACAAUAUUUGCCUGAAGAUAUCUUCCCUGGUCAGUGGAAAGACGAUGAAGAGGACGCGGUUCACAAGUUGUUCCGCCGUCCGCUCCACAAGUAUCCUUACGACAUCAGCAAGCGGGGAACCAACCACGUGGUCAGGGGUAUCGUCUUCUAAUUGGAAAUUCGAUAUGUCAAUUUCAAACAA